Messenger RNA from Rhagoletis zephyria (snowberry fruit fly), 6488 nucleotides. It is a transcript of the gene jvl, whose product is annotated as javelin-like. NCBI's taxonomy places the organism in Eukaryota, Metazoa, Arthropoda, Insecta, Diptera, Tephritidae. The record is from RefSeq and is a predicted model, not a curated record.
GCGAGGUGAGCAGCCGAAUAUUUAAUUUUCAGUUUUUAUAGUUGGAAAUUUGCGAAAAGCAAGUAACUAAAAAAAAUCAAAAAUCAACUUCUUAACCUUGCAAUAUCUAAUUUUUGUCAGUAAUUAUUUACAUUGAUAUAUUUGCUUUGGUUAUUGUGUGUUGGGCGUUUCCAUGGGCCAGAGAAAUUGUUUGGCUUGGAAAAAAGUGGUUGUGCUGUGAAAGUGUUGAAAUAUGUAAUUUAAAAUUUAUAGCUUGAACCUAAAUAAGCUCCAGGAAGCUUAAGUUAACAAAGAAAGUGUUCAAUGUAUUUGUAAAGGUGCACUCCUUAACAACGUAUUGUUCCGGUAAUGAAAAAUCGAAAAAAGACCAAUUCUGCUGACGCGAUUGUUACUCCGUUAUGGGCACAUCUGUCGUAUGCAGUACCUACCGAUCUCUUUCUUUGUUUCGUGCAAAUCUUCGUUUUAUAGUCGACUCUUUUGGCCAAUUUCAGUAGUUGCCAAAUUUUUCGUUGUAAAGUACAUUGUAAAACCUCAAAACCAUGUUUAGAAGCUUUCUGUAUGUAGGAUAAGUGAAUAAUCUGUACUGCUCUGCCUAUGUAAACCUGUCCAAUGUCAGAUAGCUUGUCAUACAUGUCGUCAGCAUGGCAAUGCAUCAUCAUUUAGAAACCGUCCAAGUCACACAAGCAUACCACGCACAGCAGCGCUCAUUCAUUCCGACCAAGUCUGCGUGUACUUUUUUAUACACCUAGUAUUGCCAUAAAAGUUAACAAGAAAUUGCCAUGGCUACAACUACGCCGAUGGCAAAGGCAGAAAAUGCAUCGAAACACCCACAACAAGUACAACUAGCAGAGGCUGGUGAAGCUGAACAUCAACAAACAAACUAUAAUGUUGUCAAUAUUGUGGCGGAAGAGGCAUCGACAAAAAAUGGGUGCGUCACACAGACAGAUGUGCAGGAGGUAAUUGACGAAGUGGAGCAACACACCCUAAUGAAAACAAAUAAUAUCGCACCCGGUUCGGAUACGGGACCAGCGGAAGUAGAAGCAACGUCAGCUACACCUGCUGCCACCACUUUGUCAGUAAUGGUCGUGAAUGAUGUACCAGAGACUCGUCUUUGUGGCAAAAAACUGUUGUUGUGUCGGCGCUUUAAGAACUGUGGCGAAAUUUUGCGUAACUUCAAUUCCCUGCCACUAUUCGUUUACGCGACAUCGCCGUCUACUCACGCCAUUUCAGCCGAUGGCGUGGGUGUGGCCAAAGAGGCUGUUGCAGUUGCAGCUGCAGGUGUAUUGGGUCAUAAGAAUGACGCUUAUGACCUUGCACUCUGCCCCACGAACAAUAGCGGGUUUGGAACAGCAACCGCAAUUAUUGGCGCCAUGGACUGUCUGCCAAUCAUGAAUGGCGGCGGCGGCGGCGCCAGUAGUAGCAACGGCAGCGGUAUCGGUACACUUGGUAUCGGCGGUGCACAUCAUUACAUCAUGCCCAGCGGCAACAGUUCAGCGGCUGCUAUGGGUGGCGGCGGCAGCACAGCAACCGUCACCGUUGUCGGUGCAUAUCAGCAACACCUCGCCAACUUGCAUACACAUCAUCCGCACUUGAAUUUGAUUGGCCAUCAUGCCGUCACACCGUACAGCAAUAAUUAUCCGCUGCAUCACAGCAGCAGCCAUCAUCACAUACAAAGCGAGCAGACGAAGUCGCUGCAGGAGUUGCAACAUGAGGUUGGAGCGCUGCUGGAAUUUCGCGAUCUGGUCAUUGAAACGUUUCCAGAUCUCAAACAUAAAAUGGCUUCGAUGUCUUCUUCAUCGGCCGCGUCCACGACGACAGCGGCGGGCGGCACGUUGAUGAGCGGCACAUCAGUGUCGGGCGCGAACACGCUGACUGGUGGCAGUGGCGGAAUGUCUAAUGCGUCAUUAGUGUCAAGACGCGAGUGGGAGCCCGGCAUACGUUUGAAGCGUAAAGUUUCGCAAAAAGAUCCGUCCACACCGACCACCCCAAGCGCUGUGGUGACGACGAAUUCUGCUGGUGCCGUUGCAGGAGUCGCAGCUGGCGAAUUAUCGUCGUCGUCGCUGACGCGUAGUCGCAGCAACUCGCAUAGCGGCAAAAAGGAGCCAAAGAGUGGAGAGAAUAAUAAUGGGAGUGUUGUGCAGGACUCUGGUUUCUCAACGGAGACGAGCUCCUCGAAGGAAGGUCAUAGCGCAUCGUCUACGAACGGUGCUAUGACGGGUGCCACGGCGCUGAAUCGCCUCUCCUGCCACGAAUCUGACGAUGAGCUUCUCAAUCUGCUCGACGUUAUACACCGCAAAUCGAAUCGUUUACGCGAAGAAAUGGAUCAGUUACAGCAGUAUGAGCGGCAGAAUCUACGUGGCGCUAGCAGUAAUCUUAGCACUAACAACAACACUAAUCUGGCGGAUGAGUCCACAACGACUGUGAUUGCUGCAAGCGAAGCAUCCACACCGACAACGCGUAGUUCUUCGGUGUUAGCAAAGUCAAGCAGCGCUAGCGGCAGCAGUCAAAGUACAGUGAAUGCUGCCGGCCUUACGCCGAAAACCUUCCGCGAACAUGUUGAACGUCUUAACAAAGAGGAUAUCAAACAGUUGCGUAGAGAGCGUGAUCGUCUGCUGGACAAGUUGGCCGAAAUGGAAGCAGAAACGUUGACUGGGCGCAUUAAGGCAGCUAAAAUGAAUGACCAAGUGGAGGAGUUAAUCAGUGUGAAGAAAGAUCUCGAGGAGCAAUUAAAGCUGGCGAUGGCGCAGAAGUUGGAAUUGAGCGCGCGGGUGCAGCAAUUGCAACAACAGCAGCAGCCGCAGCAGUUGCAGCAUAGCAAAAGUUCAUCGAGUCAAUCUGAUUAUUCGAGUCAGCGCAAUUUCUUAUCUUCUGCAACAACGGUGCUAUCAACAGGUAGCGCUGCUUCAGUACAGCUUCAAGACGGUGGCGCAGCUGCCAACACCAUCACUACCAUACUAUCGAACGCACAAAGCCGGCGUCAACAUACAUUCCAGCCAGUGGUGGUGUUUGAUCAACAGCAACAGUAUCAGCGUCCACAAUAUACAACUCCCCCGGAGGACAUACACAUUGCAUUCCAUCAAAGCACAGGCAGUGAUAGUAAAAGGCAACAAUCGGACCAGGGCGAUCAACAGCAGCAGAAGCAAUUGGGUCGACUGGAUGGCAUUGUGAGCACACCUGGUGGGCGCUAUAGUAAAUGCCGCAUGAUCGAUUCGAAACGUUUCGCCGCAAUACUAUUAGAGACGAGCGUAGUUGAGUUGCAAAGGCAUCUGCUGACGCUCACCGUGCAAAAUCAAGUUCUGAUGCAGAAACUGGAUUCCGCUACCAAGUCAAAAACAAAUUUAGCCAAAAGACUGGAUAAAUCGAAAGAUGAUGUUGAGGAUCUGCGUUUCCAGCUGGAGGAGAAGAAUAUUGAGUUGGAGGGCACUAAAGCGCAACUGCGCAUACUUGAGUCUCGCAUACACUCUGUGACGCCUAGCAGUGGUGCACCUACCAGUUCAUAUUUGCACUCGCAAAAUGAUUACGAAACAAAUCGUUCAUCGGCUUCCACCACAUUGAUGUUGAGUCGGCGUGGCAUUGGUAGUGGCGCUAGUGAUACGCUGCACUACAGUGAUUUGCGUUCGGCCACACCAAUUUCAGCGACAACGACAGCAACAUCAGCGGCUGGGCAAAUGCCCGCACCGCAAGUAACGCAAAUCUCUACGCCCAGCAUGAAGGCGAUGGUGCAUCUGCCGAUGGAUGAAUUGCAGCAACAUAGUAGCAGCACAGAAUCAGCGCAUGAUCAUGAGCUGCAAGAUAAUGGCCAUGCCCAGAAUGUGGCCAGCAGACUAAUGAGCGCAAGUGUGGGCGGUGUGAGCCCGUUUGAGAGUGCGGUGCGCGGUAAAAAAAUUAGCAUUGGAAGCAAGCCCAGCAAGAUUCCUUUGCCUGGAAGCAAAGCGGCGGCCUAUUUUGCAGGUAAACCACCUAGUGGACGACCGUCUACAGCUGGUCGUUCGCCACCUUCUACUCACACCUACGCCGCCUCUAACUCAUCGAGCAAAUCCUCGCUGUGUCGCAGCACAGGAAAUCUGCUCUACAGCAAGUCGCCGAACAGUCUGAAACGCGCUGACUCCGCACAAAGUAUACGUAAAGACAAUUCGUCAUUGAGCACCAACACGAGUCGCAGCUCUACAUCUUCCUCUAUACCGUUGGCGACACAUCACUUGUCAAAUGCUACCUCGAAGUCGCCGAUUGGUGCAACCGCGUCGACUCCAACUCCGUCCCCGAGAGUUUUACAAAACUCUCCACUACCGAAGCUAAAGCGUGAAUCGCUCACCUCACGCGUUCGCCAUUUGGACUCACUUUCGCGUGUACAUCAACAUAAUCAUCAUUCAAAUAUAAGCAACGGUGGUGGCAGCGAUGUUUCGUGCACUUCACCUACAGCCAGCAACAACAACAACCACGCCAAUUCGACACUUCUCACAUCGAGCUCGCCUACUGCGCUUUCUGGCAGCUCGGCAAGCAGCUACAUAGUGAGUAGCACGCCGAAGCCAAGNCCGGUUAAAAUGCAACGAAUAUCGCGGAAGAUGUGUAAAUUUAGCAACGCCAGCUUUAUCCUUUACUCUACCACCUCCUGUCUUCCUGUUCACCCGUUCACCUGCUUCUCUGUUACAACGGCUACAACAUCUUUCAACUACAUAGUAUCAUUCUUGAAGCAAACAAGCAAGCAAAAAGUCUUUCGCCAUUCACUACUUUAUGAGCUGCAGCUACCGAACACCAAAGGCUGUAAGAAAACUAACAAACCCACGACAGCGGGCGCAUCCUGGCGACAACAACAAUGGCAUCAAGUGCUUGCACAAGCCUUGAGUGACCAUGCGCAUCUCGGUAGUGCUGGCGGGGGCGGCGGCGUCGACGCUUAUGUUGACCUUGAUUGCGCCGUCGAUGUAGGUGGCAGUGCGCUCUCUCCCACAACCUUUGCUGCCCGGCCGUUGCCACUUCAAUUGGGUGCAAAUCUCCAGCUGAAGAGCAAAAGCAAAGACAACUAUAACUUCGUACGUGCCUAUGAGUUGGAGGAGCAAACCAAACUGCACCAACAACAUGAAAGCAAAAUGAAAUCAUUACUGCCAGAAGCUAGCAUAUCCAGCUAUGAUUAUUACUACUCGAAUGACUCCCUCCGCAGUUCAGAUUGCGGCAGUGACAAUUUGGUAGUCACUUUCGAUUAUGGCUUUAGUGACUCGCUGCUCGAAGAAAUAUCUGGAAAUGAUUUUAGUGUGGAAAAGAAAAUGCAGGCUGACUUACGCACAGUGUAUCCAAUCAAGGAGGAAAUAGAAUAUGCGCCGAACGUUGAAGAGACCAAUGUUUGGGGGCGGAAGGCAGAGAGUGCAAGCAGCUUAAAAAAAUAUGAUGAUGAUGACUACAGCGAUAGCUGGGAACAGCAGGAAGAGGAAGGGGAAGCGGAGAGGAUAGCACCCGAUGACCAUGAGGCGCAAAUUUGGUUUAACACAGCGCUGACACGCAGUCAAAAUGAGGGCUGUGCUGGAGCGGCAUUCAAAGUACAUCACAUGCAACAUGCGCUUUUGGUGGGGGAUAAUGAAGAAGUGGAGUUGAAAGACGAAGAGGUGCGUGAAGAGAAUCUCGAUUCGUCGUUAGAAGUAGAAGAUCGAAAAAACGUUAGCCAGCGCAGUGCGAGUACCAGUAGCGCCAGCAGUUUCUACUACCGGCAGUUGGCGCUGGAACAGUGGGGGAGGGCGACCGAGACCGAGACCGCCGUCGAUGUUGCGCCUAAUGUAGCGGAAAUGAAAACAAAUGAAGAGGGCGAUGCUGGAAGCGGCGAAGAGGAAUUCUUCGAUAGUUUGAAUUUAGCGUUGUAGUCAGCACUCUUUGUACAUUUACUUAUGUACUUGUUGCUAUUUCGUUAUUUGUUUAAAAGAUGACUUAAUUAGUGCAAGCGGUGCUUGAUUUUUCCACAACGAAAUUUUGAGAUUCUAGCACAAAAUUCGUUACACUUCUCGCUUCUAACAUAUCGCUCGUUUGCUGGAAAAACGACAAUAUACCAAAAGAAAGAAUUGCCAAUUUUUCUUUGAUGCGAGGCCAUGAGCAGCCAACUGUCUUUUUGUGUACUUGCCUACUUAAAAUAGUCUCAAAUGUGAUAAUUUUGAUUAUUAAUUUUAAGGUACAAAGCUAUUUAACGUACUAUCAAAUUACGAAAUAAGCGACCUUUACUUUAAAAUUUAUACCAUUUGAAACAAUUUUAAGAAGUUAAUUAAAAAAAUGUGGGCUUGGCUCUCAUGGCCUCAUGUAUGACUUUUCCACUUUACUAUAUUUAAAAAACAAACUCUUUGCCCACAGUAAGGAAUCAAUUUAAGUUGACGGCCGUAUCAAAUUUUACGAUGACAUACAUAUACAGUCAGCGUUAAAAAUAUGAAUCCACUGAAGUUUUGGCGCGUUUAUUUAUUUAUAUUUUCCAUAACAAAUUUUUCUUAUUUUUCUAUAAAAAUAUAGUUCAUUCAACA